Messenger RNA from Schizosaccharomyces cryophilus OY26, 5145 nucleotides. Its product is annotated as DNA polymerase zeta catalytic subunit Rev3. The record is from RefSeq and is a predicted model, not a curated record. NCBI's taxonomy places the organism in Eukaryota, Fungi, Ascomycota, Schizosaccharomycetes, Schizosaccharomycetales, Schizosaccharomycetaceae. Bases 529 to 5001 code for a protein of 1490 amino acids. Gene Ontology annotation, biological process: double-strand break repair via homologous recombination; error-prone translesion synthesis. The transcript has 2 exons. Gene Ontology annotation, molecular function: DNA binding; nucleotide binding; DNA-directed DNA polymerase activity. Gene Ontology annotation, cellular component: zeta DNA polymerase complex; nucleus.
GUUUCUAACAUUUCAAGAAAACCAUAGUUAAUAUUAAGUCGAGCAGACUUAACUAGUUCCUACUAGCCUUUGAAAUUAAUCAACUACAACUAGGUGUUUAAAAUUUCUUCAUUCUUCAGAAUUUAAUUCUCGAUUUUAAAUGAAGAACCCUCAUCCUUGAUACAAUGCUCACAUUUAUUCUUAAAACGAUUUGCCUCACCUUAAAACGAUAUCCAAAUAACUCACCAUCUGAACACUCUGCUUUUGUCAAACAUCUCUUUUUGGACCAAUUCGCUCCGAUUUCGUUUUGUUUUCCGCUCAUAUAAGAAGGUAAGAAAUGUUUGGAAUACCUUCGUAGACCACAAAUCAAUGUAAUUGAAACCUUCAUGAAAGUACGCUUUGGUUCCAAUUGAUUAAGCGUUGUUCAAUAAUUUUAUAGUUCAUAGGUGAUAUAUACUCUAAGGUUUGUGGUAUUUCGUUUCUCUGCGAAAAGGCUUAUAUAUCAUUUCAUAAAGGUCGUUCAAAAUUGCUAAUGUGUAAACACAUCACAUGAAUUUCUCGCUGGAGUACAUUGACUGGGAAUUGGAACCUUAUGAUCCUUCCUAUGAUGAUUUGGUUGAUGAUUUGGACAAUGAUGAAGGCAAUCUUCCACUGUUCCCAGUCAUUCGAAUUUUUGGAAUUAACGAAAAUUCAGAAACAGUUUGCUGCUUUCUUCAUAAUGUAUUUCCUUAUCUCUAUGUUGAAUAUUCCGACUUUUCGAAUGAAAUUGAAGAGCAGGGAAGCAUAACGACUUUCCUUAAUAUUAUGCACCUUGCUAUUCAUCAUGCCCUUGCUUUAGCUGCUAGAGCCCAGCCAGAAAAAUAUAGACCUUCUGUUCAAAGUGUUCAACUCGUCAAGGGAAUCCCAUUUUACGGGUACAAUGUCGGUUAUCGACGGUUUUUAAAAAUCGCUCUCUACAGUCCCAAAAACAGGGAUAGAUUGGUGGAUCUUUUUCGUCAAGGAGCAAUCCUAAAUAAAGUUAUUCAAGUCUAUGAGUCUCAUCUUCCCUACCUUUUACAAUUUAUGGUUGACUAUAACCUGUAUGGUUGUGCUCCCAUUCAGUGCAAUGGUGAACAUUUACGAGCUUCGAAAGAACGAAAGUCAUACUGUGAGUUAGAGUUUCAUAUGACCCCUCAAGCAAUCCUUAAUUCUGAUUAUUUGGUAGAACGCAAUCUUCAUUCUUCUCUAGUUGAGCCAUCGUCCGCACACGAUUCUUUGCUUAUUACUAGUCUUUCCGAAAUCUGGAAAUCGGAAGCUAAAAGACGAAAUGUUAUUAGUACGGAUGAAACUGUUAGCUUCUCAGAAUUACAGCAGACUCAAUUGUCUUUAAAGGCUACCGCUGAUAAUAUCACUAGAUGUUCUCCACAUUGGAAAAACGAAGAUCAGUUAAAAAAGGAUUUCGCAAAAUCAUUAAAUGAGGCUAGUAGGAGGACUUUUCAAUUGGAACCAUUGAAUAUUUCUGACCCGUGGCCUGAAGUACCCACAGUUUUCGUUGCCCUGCAUUUCAUAAACCCUACUUAUUCCUCCCAAAGUCUAGCCUCGAUUUCUCAAUUAUCAAGUGAAGAUCGUCAAGUUUCUUCUAAUAUACAGGCUCCAUCCCAAGAGAAGAUGAAAACAAACAAUGUUGAAGUUGAGAAUUCCUUCGAGCAGUUGGAUUCCGAGUUGGAGCGUAUUAUGGGAGACUCCAUCUUUGAAUCAUUCCCAUUCGUACAGCCGAAUUCAGAUUUGGGAGUUGUUUCAAACUCUUCAUCUCCGCCAUUAUCCGAAUCCCCGUUAGACUCUCCCAAAUCAAGCCCUCCUUCAUUGAACGAAGCAUAUCGGGUUCUCAGCUCCCCUUUGAAUUCGCCAAAUUCGAAUUUACGCCUUAAAGGAGGUGGUAAUGUUAGAAAACGUCCAGUUGAGCUUAUAGCUUCAUCCGAUGAGUCAUCUUCUAGUUCACGUCCUCUUCCUUCUAGCAAUCCUGAAACUGGUCUCGUCCGCUUUCAAAAGUACAGAAAACCACCUAUCAAUUUUGAAGAGGUAACUAGGUGGACACAGCUACCAAAAGAAUAUUACUUACCCUAUAAGCCUCGCAGAGAAGAAUAUAUUUUUGCUAAAGAACCGCCAUCUCAUCAACAUUUAAUUGAUACGCUAGUGUCUGCUAAUUUACCAACAAUACUGUAUCCCUAUGUACACUACAGUCUGGCGAAGGAUAUUCCUUCUGGUUAUCAAGAGUAUUUAGGAAAUAUAUAUUAUCCGCGAGGCAUUACAGCAAAAUACCUUCAAGAUUUUCACUUCGAUGGUCAUGUUGAAGAGGGUAUAGUGAGUACAUCGCUUAAGCUACCGUCUGUUAAACCGUCUACGACAUGGGAAUAUGCUCUUCCUCCUCCAACCCUUUCUGAAUUGAAUAAUUGGUCUAAACAAAAACAAAUAAAAACCAAUAUUGAUAAAGCUCCAUCUGCUAGUCAGCGAAAGGUCUUUAGCAAAGAUCCCUAUGCUUCUAUACGUAUACUAUCUCUUGAAUUGUUUUGCAGCAGCAAAAAUGGACUACUUCCUGAUCCUUCCAAAGACCCCGUAGAAAGCUGUUUUUGGGCUUAUCAAGAAAAUGCCAACAUUCGUUCCAUUGAAAAAUAUGGAUUUAUUGUAAAUUCUCCCAAAGUAGAAAGCGCUGCUUUUGAAAAAUCUUUUCCAGGUGCUACAGUUUUAGUGGUUUUCUCUGAAAUUGAGUUACUGAAUGAAAUAAUUUCCCUGACGCGUCAAUUAGAUCCCACAAUAUUAUGCGGUUACGAAGUACAUAAUAGCUCGUGGGGGUAUCUUAUUGAAAGAGCGGCAUACAAGUUCAAUUAUGAUCUUCCGGAGCAGCUUUCACGGUUGGCUGAUACAACGAAGGGAGCCUUUGCGAAAAAGAAUGAUGCUUGGCAUUAUUCAACGACAUCAUCAAUUAAGAUUGUUGGGCGACACAUGUUAAAUAUUUGGCGGAUAAUGAGAGGAGAAAUUAACCUUUUGAACUAUUCACUAGAAAAUGUGGUCGCUCACUUAUUUGGUAUCCAAACACCUUUCUACAGACAAGGAGAUUUAGUACAACUCUGGAGUACACCUGUUUAUCAUGACAAACAUAUUCUGUUUCAGUACAUGUUGAAAAGAACAAAAUUUACUUUGGAAAUACUAUCCUCAAGAUCAAUCAUUACGAAAAUCCGGGAGCAGGCACGAGUCGUAGGUAUUGACUUUAUGUCUGUUAUAUCGAGAGGUUCACAGUUUAAAGUCGAAGCAAUCAUGUUUCGUAUUGCAAAAUCCGAGAACUAUGUGCUUGUUUCUCCAAGUGCUAAGCAAGUAGCUGAGCAAAAUGCGCUGGAAGCUUUACCAUUAGUUUUGGAACCCAAAUCCAAUAUGUAUCAUAAUCCUGUGUUGGUACUAGAUUUUCAAUCCUUGUAUCCUUCUAUCAUCAUAGCAUAUAAUUUGUGCUAUUCCACUUGUUUAGGACCGAUAAGAUCUGUUAACGGAAAAUUUAAACUUGGAUUUAUGUCUUAUUCUGUCGAUCCUCGUGUAUUAGACUUUGUUAGAGACAACAUAUAUAUUUCACCAAAUGGAUACGCAUAUGUAAACAAAGAUAUUAGAAAGUCUUUGAUAGCCAAAAUGCUUGAAGAACUUAUCGAAACCAGGGCUAUGAUAAAAAAGGGAAUGAAAGAAUGUGACUCUGCAUAUGUAUAUCAAAUUCUAGAUAGUCGGCAAUUGGCACUAAAGUUGAUUGCAAAUGUAACAUAUGGUUAUACGUCUGCUUCCUUCUCAGGUCGAAUGCCUUGCUCAGAAAUUGCUGACACGAUUGUCGAAACAGGAAGAGAACUUCUUGGAAACGCAAUUUCCUACAUCAACAACCAUGAAAGUUAUAACGCAAAAGUUGUUUACGGUGACACUGAUAGUUUGUUUGUCGAAUUACCGGGACAAACUAAAGAACAAGCAUUUGAGAUUGGCCACUUGCUUGCGUCAGAAAUUACCUCAAUGUAUCCUUCACCAAUUCGUCUAAAGUUCGAAAAGGUAUACUUACCUUGCUUUUUACUGGCAAAAAAAAGGUACGUUGGUUACAAGUAUGAAAAAGUGAGUGAGGCUGUUCCCUCUUUUGACGCUAAAGGGAUUGAGACAGUGCGACGAGAUGGCACACCCAUUCAACAGAAGAUCCUUCGUAGCUGCAUAGAAAAGUUAUUUCAGUCUAAAGAUUUAUCGCAAGUGAAAAAGGGGUUCCAAGAAGUCUGUUCCCAAAUUAUGUCCGGAGAAAUUCCAGCUAUGGAUUUCUGUUAUAACAAGGAAGUGCGCAUGGAUAAAUACAAAGAGCUAAGUACAGCCCCUCCGGGGGCUAGUAUGGCAAGACGUUUAAUGACUAAAGAUCCUAGAUCUGAGCCUCAAUAUGGUGAACGUGUUCCAUAUUUGGUCAUAGCGGGAGCACCAGGGACCACUUUGGCGAAUCGUUCUGUCUCUCCGGAGGAAUACCUUUUGGACAGUUUUUCACAACUAGAUAUUGAUUAUUAUAUACGGCACAAUCUAAUACCUCCGUUAGAUAGAUUCUUGAAUCUUUUGGGUGCCAGUGCUGAAUCUUGGUACAAUGAGAUGCCGAAGCGACUUCACAAGCUGAUACGAACAGGAUAUUUGGAUGACGGUUCCCAAGUUCAUAAAAAGACUUUAGAUAAAUUUUUGACAGAAAGGCUUUGUUCAUCCUGUCUUCGGAACAUGGUAAGCAACCAAAAUUCUUCCGAGAAUAAAUAUCUUUGUGAUGACUGUUUGAGAAAUAUACCAGCGGCUACGACUAGAGUUAUUCAACAGAGCAAGGAUGUUGCUGUUCGAUUAGCAAGAUUAGAAGAUAUAUGUCGCGGAUGCAGUUGUAUUUCAUCUUCUGAUCCUGUUUUAUGUCGGUCAAAGUCUUGCAAAAUAUAUUAUGACAGAGCAAAGACACAAAGCAAGGCAAAAGCUCAAGCAGAACUAUACGAAAAAACAUUCCUUUCCUUAGAUUGGUAAACUUACGACAGGUACAUUAAGUGUAUAUGAAAUAUGUUGAAUAGUUGAUUGAUUCUGUUUACUACCAAUAAGCUAAGCUAAAUAGUAAUCCAUUGAAAACAUAUCAGAAAACGUAAUCAUAAUACUUGUUAAUAGAUAUCUUUC